Messenger RNA from Peronospora matthiolae, 183 nucleotides. NCBI's taxonomy places the organism in Eukaryota, Oomycota, Peronosporomycetes, Peronosporales, Peronosporaceae. The record is from the annotation of a GenBank genome assembly.
AUGGUGAGCAAGUCCAUGCGAUGCGCGGCUAAAGCUGCUGAGAGGGAAGCUGCAGUUGAUAACGCAGCUGCUCUUGACGAUGCCCAGGAUCUUGCGGCAGAAGAUGUUCCGUCUGCUGCUGAUGCUGAAGCGCUUUCUUCAGCAUCAUAUAUGCAAAGGCACGUGGUGAUUCAUUACUGCUAA